UCUGUCGGGUCACUGGGCCGGCGGCGGGGGGACUAUGGCUCUGAAGGACACGGGCAGCGGCGGCAGCACCAUCCUGCCCAUUAGCGAGAUGGUUUCCUCGUCCAGCUUGCCCGGCGCGUCGGCCGCCGCCGCCCCGGGGCCCUGCGCACCCUCGCCCUUCCCUGAAGUAGUGGAGCUGAACGUAGGCGGCCAGGUUUAUGUGACCAAGCACUCGACACUGCUCAGCGUCCCGGACAGCACUUUGGCCAGCAUGUUCUCGCCCUCUAGUCCCCGUGGCGGCGCCCGGCGCUGGGGCGAGCUGCCCAGGGACAGCCGGGCGCGCUUCUUCAUCGACCGGGACGGCUUCCUUUUCAGGUACGUGCUGGAUUAUUUGCGGGACAAGCAGCUCGCGCUGCCUGAGCACUUCCCCGAGAAGGAGCGGCUCCUGCGCGAGGCCGAGUAUUUCCAGCUCACCGACUUGGUCAAGCUGCUGUCGCCCAAGGUCAGCAAGCAGAACUCGCUCAACGACGAGGGCUGCCAGAGCGACCUGGAGGACAACGUCUCGCAGGGUAGCAGCGACGCGCUGCUGCUGCGCGGGGCGGCGGCCGCCGUGCCCUCGGGCCCGGGAGCGCACGGUGGUGGCAGCGGCGGCGGCGCGCCGGACAAGCGCUCGGGCUUCCUCACGCUGGGCUACCGGGGCUCCUACACCACCGUGCGCGACAACCAGGCCGACGCCAAGUUCCGGCGUGUGGCGCGCAUCAUGGUGUGCGGGCGCAUCGCGCUGGCCAAGGAGGUCUUCGGGGACACGCUCAACGAGAGCCGCGACCCCGACCGGCAGCCGGAGAAGUACACGUCCCGCUUCUACCUCAAGUUCACCUACUUGGAGCAGGCCUUUGAUCGCCUGUCCGAGGCCGGCUUCCACAUGGUGGCGUGUAACUCCUCUGGCACCGCCGCCUUCGUCAACCAGUACCGCGACGACAAGAUCUGGAGCAGCUAUACCGAAUACAUUUUUUUCCGACCACCUCAGAAAAUAGUAUCACCUAAACAAGAGCAUGAAGAUAGGAAACAUGACAAAGUCACUGAUAAAGGAAGUGAAAGUGGGACUUCCUGUAAUGAGCUCUCCACUUCCAGUUGUGACAGCCAUUCAGAGGCAAGCACUCCCCAGGACAACCCAUCCAGUGCCCAGCAGGCAACAGCUCACCAACCUAACACCUUAACAUUGGAUCGCCCUUCUAAAAAAGCACCUGUGCAAUGGAUGCCCCCACCAGACAAACGCAGAAACAGUGAACUCUUUCAGACACUCAUCAGCAAGUCCCGGGAAACAAAUCUGUCCAAAAAGAAAGUCUGUGAAAAGCUAAGUGUGGAAGAAGAAAUGAAAAAGUGUAUUCAGGAUUUUAAAAAAAUCCACAUUCCAGAUUAUUUUCCAGAGCGCAAACGCCAAUGGCAAUCUGAACUGUUGCAGAAGUAUGGGUUAUAGUAAUUAUCACAUUCCUGCAGUAUUUUGAUGGCAUUCAAUGUUUACUACAGUGUCACCACCUGACUGAUGUCCUAACAAUGGUCAGUGUGAUUCUUGCUGCUCUUCCUUGUUGUGAACAGUGGAUGUGGGACAGUAUUUUCUUUUAUUCUUUUGUUGUUGUUUUUAGAAACAUGAUUAAAAAGGAGAAAAAAUAAAUCAAUAAGUGUUAAAUCAAAAUGGAAUAUCUGAUUCAAACCAUUUUACAAGAAUGAAAGUAAAAUGUGCAUGAUCAAGCUUAGAAUCUUGGUUUUUGAACUCUGGUCAACUGGAUAUGUUUGUCAUUUUGUAACUUACCAAAAACAAACCAUCAUAUCAUACCAAAUAAAAUGACUUAUGGAUGAAGCAACAUCAAGUAAAAUUUUAGACGAUGGUUAUAGGACCCAAAUCUAAAGCUGUCUAAAUGUUAAUGCAAUAAAACAAGUAUUAUUUUUGCAUGAAUACAAUGUUACAAAUAAAUCACAAGAAAUAGGGAAGAUCUGUUUGUUGCUUGGAAAGAAAAAAUUUACAAAAAAAGCAAAAAAAAAUGUUUUAGACAAAGCCUAUAAAUGUAAGCUGUCUAGGAGAUUGAAUUUUCUUUGUUCGGAUCUGUGACUUUUUUGUGUAUGUGUAUGGUGUUUAUGUAUGUUAAGAUGGUGUAAAUAUGCCUUAUACUGUUAUUUAUGGCAUCAACAUUCAUUUAUUAAUGCUAGUCAUGAUUAUUACUGUGAAAUGAGUCUUUUACAUCAGGCUGUGAAAAUUGGUAUAAUGAUGCUUUGAAAGCUCCUAUUAUCAUGUUAAUCAAAAUAAUAGAGGGAAAUGGUAAAGAGCUUUACGUAUUUAUUAAAAAAAGAAAAAUGUA
Molecule: messenger RNA, 2333 nt
Organism: Symphalangus syndactylus (siamang)
Lineage: Eukaryota; Metazoa; Chordata; Mammalia; Primates; Hylobatidae
Gene: KCTD8
Product: potassium channel tetramerization domain containing 8
Biological process (GO): regulation of G protein-coupled receptor signaling pathway; protein homooligomerization
Cellular component (GO): signaling receptor complex
Molecular function (GO): protein binding
Source: RefSeq, a predicted model, not a curated record